Molecule: messenger RNA, 1394 nt
Organism: Mauremys mutica (yellowpond turtle)
Lineage: Eukaryota; Metazoa; Chordata; Testudines; Geoemydidae
Product: protein phosphatase 1 regulatory subunit 1A-like
Exons: 8
Biological process (GO): intracellular signal transduction
Cellular component (GO): cytoplasm
Molecular function (GO): protein phosphatase inhibitor activity
Source: RefSeq, a predicted model, not a curated record
AGCGCUUUACAGAUCCGGAGGCGCCGGCCAACUCCAGCUACCCUGGUUCUGAGCAGCGACCAGUCGUCCCCAGAAAUCGACGAGGACCGGCUCCCCAACCCAUUGCUGAAGCCGGGUCUGUCCAUGUCACCCAGACAAAGGAAGAAGGUCCCCCGCACGACCCCCGCCAUGAAAGAGCUCCAGAUGAUGGUGGAGCACCACCUGUGCAAGCAGCAGGCGGAGGAGGAGGAUGCCAGCAUGGGGAGCCAGGAGCCACACAGCCCUGGGUGCUGCCACCACGGUAACACAGACCCCAGCCACAGCCCCAGGGGAACCUGCCCCCUUGCCCAGGCCAAGACCAGGCUGGAGUCUCAGGAGGGUAACCAUGCUGGACCAGACGGGAGUGAUUGACAUCAUGAGGGUGAAUGUGGACAAGGUUUUGGAACGAGAUCCAAUGCUGUCAGAGUUGGAUGAUGCACUGCGGGCGGAAUUUGAGACCAAUGCUACCAAGCUGAAAAAAAAGUAUUGGUGGAAGAACUGUAAGAUAUGGGCAGUGUUGAUAGCAUUUGUUCGCAUCAUCAUCAUCAUCACCAUCACUGUCUGGAGUGUAUCCUCAUGAGUUACAAGAAGAAAUGCAAACCAGUGGAAGCCAUCUCUCUCCUUCAAACCUGCUGUAUUCUCAAGCUCUCACCUACUGAUAUAUAAAGCAAAAUUAUUUCGAUUCGUCAUGUGAUAACUUUCUCUCAUUUAUAGGAAAUGUGCCUUUAUUUAAAAGUUACACUCCUAAUUUUAAAAUACUAAUAAGCACAGGCCACACCUUGCACAGUGCCUUGGUAAUCUUGAGUAUGAGCUGGUGAAGAGGAUUUCAUGUUUGCAUUUCAGAAUCUAGAAGCAAUGUAUUGUUGCCAGUGACGACAGCAUUCUAGAUCAAUUUGAAGAGUAUGUUUGGGUAUCUGUCCUCUUCGCUGUCUCCUUCAUGCCCCAAUUUAAAGAUGUCUCUUCUGACACACUACUAAAGGAAUGGGAACCAAAUCUUAAAUUUGUGCCUUCUUGGAAGAAACUCUGAAUACGUCUGCCAUUUGAACAGACUUUGCCUGCCUUGCCUUACUCCAUUAAUGCCUUCUGACUAGUUGUGGAAGAACCUGCCACCCUUGUAAACACUACUUGUCAUUCACUGCUGUUUUAUCAAUAUGCAGUUAAAUUCUAUUAUUGAAGUUCUAAAUAUUGGAGCACUGAACCGUUAGUGUUGCCUUGUGGUAUUUCUGAUUAAACACAUCUCUAUAAGGUGUUUACAUUUUCUUCAAAAGACAGUCUGUCACUUUUUGGUGUCAGUUUAAUCUGAAAGAGUAUCUUUAAAAAUGUUUAGUGUUUGUAAUGUAGACACUUACCAAAGUUGGUUUUGUUUGGGGGUUUUG